Acanthaster planci (crown-of-thorns starfish) is the source of this 1802-nucleotide messenger RNA. RefSeq names its product glioma pathogenesis-related protein 1-like. The record is from RefSeq and is a predicted model, not a curated record. Lineage: Eukaryota; Metazoa; Echinodermata; Asteroidea; Valvatida; Acanthasteridae.
CUUCUGGCCAUAAUCUUAAAUUUCCAGUGAAAAAAACGGAGGCCAACUUCUUCACGAGAGUCAACAGGCGGCGCUUUUUCAGUGGGAUGUUGCACAGUUUACUAUGGGCGCGUAGUGUAAAUGUCUGUGGGACGUAAGACAUAAAUAACCCACUGCUGCAAACUUGAACAUGUGGGUGCGCCCCCACACGUACACGUGUGUAGUAUACUGAGGGCACGGUGGUCGCUUUAAUCCGUUUAUUUUCGCGACUUCACGCAGUGUCGGCAAGAAAAUAGUCUGAGAAAUCGGUGGCACACCUACGUGAUAUGGAAUUUGGAUAUGGUCAGAAACAUGGCUAUGUAAAAACACUGCACACUCAUCAGUGUGAAGUCACCGACUUGGUCUGGAAUCAACUUGCUCCGGGUCAACUCUGUCUCAGGUUAACUUGGUCCCAAGUCAACUCAGUCUUGUCAACUCUGGAAGCAAUCCCGGCAGGAGGAAUUUCUGUUGUGUUUGCUGCAUCAGAGGCUCUGCUAAAAAAUGCUGACCAACCAAAGAGGGCGCUAUUACCAUUCCAUGAAGUCUACUACAUCACACAAUGGGCCGUAAAGGACCUGGGCAAGGUGCUGACCAAAGUUUGCUUUUUCAGUGUCGUGAGACUUCCGUACUCUGUAGCAGAAGUUUUUGUUUUGAUGCCAGAAAAUAGCCAAAUGAAAUGAUGCUCAUUUUUUGCGAGGCGAAUACCAUUUGUUUAAAUUAUUAAUCACUACAUAUGAUCCUUUGAUCUUUUGAGUAGCGUACAAAUGCUGAUUGACUUGCUCCUUUACUAAGGUGGAAGCAAGGAACUGCAUCUCUGAGAAGAUUGAGUCCUUUCCUUGCCUUUUUGUGAAUCAAUGCCUAAGAUUCUGAUGAGGAUCCCUCAUGCAAUCUUGGAAACUGUUCCUUCUCAGUGAUGGAGGAUAGACUGGCAUCUAUCUGAGUUACUUCCUCUCCUUGACAUUCUCAUGAAUUAUCUCUGUGAAUUCCCAUAGUAUCUUGUCCUCCAUCUUCCGUCUCUCCAGGUUGAAGGAGGGGAGGGCGCUCUUCUCAUCAGCAUCAUGGUCUGCUUCUCCUGGGGCAUACCCACAGCCUUCAUAUGAGGAGGCCUGGGGAAGAAAUUAAUCACGAAAGCAACUAAGUUGCAGCAGAAAUUGAGCCAUUUCUUCCAAAAAUAUAGGAUCCUUGUACGCUCCUUGUUUUUACACUUUUUAAAAUAAAAAACUAUUAGUGUCUAUUGCUUUUCUUCCAUUUUCAUGUCAGAAAAUGAACUAUGACAAGAGGAUUCCUUGGGCACUGCUGGCCCAUUACUUCUGAAAGCAUUUGUGAUUUGAACUCUUUGUUAAAUAUAUUUUCCAGACACCCCUUUAGGGUUUAGUGAAUCAAAAAGUGACUUUUUAAACACUUAAAACUCUUUCCUUUUUCCUAACAAGUGAGGGCGCUGUUUUACAGCAAUACUGUAACGUCAAUCAGGGAAGACCACAAACCUAAAAUAUCUAUGGACCAACAGCUCUUAUAGAAAUCAAUGAUUUCAAAAGUGUGGGCAGAAAAAUUUCAACAGUCUGCACAAGUCUGUUGAGUUGGACACAAACGGAAAUUUUAGAUGGUGAAUGAAAAUAUUGUUAAGUGUUUACAACAUGGCCCCUUUUUGUGUUUGGGUUCAAUAUUUGUCAAAAUCAAGGUAGAUCGUUCUUUAAAUAAGAGCUUUUAACACUUAAAUUUUUGUAUAUAUUCAUUGCUCACCUUCAAAAAGCCUGAAAAAAUCCCCAUAAUGUAUGUGAUUAUAA